Molecule: messenger RNA, 3669 nt
Organism: Lucilia sericata (common green bottle fly)
Lineage: Eukaryota; Metazoa; Arthropoda; Insecta; Diptera; Calliphoridae
Gene: SLC5A11
Product: sodium-coupled monocarboxylate transporter 2
Exons: 12
Coding region: 423-2300 (625 amino acids)
Biological process (GO): sodium ion transport; transmembrane transport
Cellular component (GO): membrane
Molecular function (GO): symporter activity
Source: RefSeq, a predicted model, not a curated record
AACGGCUCGCUCUGUGAUCAGUGUAAUUUCAAACGUACAACUGAGAGGUUGGUAAACGGAAAAAAAACGGUAAAAAAAAAUUGCUAUUUAAAAAAUCAAAUACAACUUGCUGUUUUGUAAUGGUCUCAUGUAAAUAAAAAAACAAAUCACAAGAGAAAUUUUUGUCUAAGUAUUUGUGUAUGUGUAAUGCUCUCUUCUAUCAUAAAGCCGGUCUGUCAUAACAUUUAAUAGUGAAUCAAGUUGUUAUAGUUGUUGAUAUUUCAAAUUAACAUACAUACAUAAGUAAAUAAAAACAAAAAUAAAAAAAAUUAUUGUCGUGGUUCGAAUCGAGUUUAACAACAAUUGAAAUAUUAAAAAAAAAAACAAAGCAAUACACUAAUAAUAAUAACAAUAAAAUUAACAAUAACAACAAUCAGUAAAAGAUGAAGGAAUAUCAGCAAUUUGAAAAGUUCCAUUUUCAUUGGGCAGAUUACUUAGUAUUUGUAUCUAUGAUUAUUUUAUCAACCAGCACUGGUAUAUAUUAUGGAUAUUUCAGAAAAGAAAAAAUCGUCAAAGAAUUGCAACAAGAAGAUGUCGACAAUAAAGAUAAGAUUAAAACCGAUUUCGGUUCAACAAAAAUGAGUGAAUAUCUGUUGGGUUCAAGAAAAUUAAAAAUAUUUCCAGUUGCAAUGAGUUUGGUUGGUAGUUAUGUUUCUGGAGUGACUAUUUUGGGAACCGUAUCGGAAAUCUAUAAUUUUGGCACCCAAUACUGGCUGAUAAUUGUGUCUAUAUUUUGUAUGUCAAUUGUUGUUUCCAAAGUAUAUUUACCAGUUUUUGCAGCACUACGUGUGGGAUCUUCAUAUGAGUAUUUAGAGGUGCGUUUCAGUUCCGCUGUACGUAGUAUUGCCUCUAUAAUGUUUGUGAUGGAUGAGAUGUUUUUCUUGCCAAUUAUUUUAUAUGUACCUGCGAUAGCAUUUAAUCAAGUAACUGGUAUUAAUAUUCACAUUAUAAGUAGUGUGAUCUGUGUAAUUUGUGUAUUUUAUACACUAAUUGGAGGUAUCAAAGCUGUGGUUCAUACUGAUGCUUGGCAAAUUUUGGUCAUGUUUUUAUCAGUUUUGGUUGUAGUUAUAUUUGGUACUGUAUAUGCUCAUGGCUUUGGUAAUGUCUUCCAAAGUGCCUCUGAAGGUGGCCGCUUAAUAUUUGCCAAUAUUAACCCCUCGCCUUAUGAUCGCCAGACAUUGUGGGGUGUUUUGAUUGGUGGCUUCUUCUAUUGGACUUCUUUUAAUUCCGUUAAUCAGACAAUGGUCCAACGUUAUAUGUCAUUGCCAUCCUUGAAAAAGGCUCAAUGUUCUAUAGUUAUUUUUACCGUUGGUAUUGUGCUUUUCAUAUCUGUGUGUUGUUUCGCCGGCUUGUUGGUGUAUAAUUUCUAUAAAGAUUGCGAUCCCUUGUCUUCCGGCUUAAUCACGCAUGAUGAUCAACUUUUACCCGUUUAUGUAAUGCAAACUGUGGGAAAUCUACAUGGCAUACCUGGUCUGUUCAUAGCCGGUGUCUUUGGUGCUGCUCUUAGCUCGCUUUCGGUGGUUUUGAAUUCAACAGCUUUGGUUAUUUUGGAAGAUAUUGUUAAAGGCUGCUUCCACUUGAAAUUAUCCGAAAAGGCUUCCUCUAUAUUGGUAAAGAGUUGUAUUAUUGUUCUUGGAGGUGUGGCUGUAUCACUUGUUUUUGUCUUAGAACAAUUAAGCGGUAUAUUAAGUGUGGCCACUUCGGUGACUGCUAUAGCUGCUGGCACAACUUGUGGUAUAUUUACAUUGGGCAUGUUAGUGCCAUGGAGCAAUAAUAAAGGAGCUUUGGCUGGUGCCUUGGCAGGUGCUUUAAUGUCUGGCUGGAUUUCAUUUGGUUCACAAAUAGCCUUUGCCCAGGGUCAGGUGGUACCUGUUAAACUUCCCGUUUCUGUGUCGGAUUGUCCUAUUAGUGAUUUUCCAUUGUUUAGCAACAGUACUUCCAGUCCUGUAGACGAAUCAGAUGUCUUUCCUUUAUAUCGCCUGUCAUUCCAUUGGAUUAAUCCUAUUGGUGUACUUACUACCGUUAUAGUGGGCACAAUAGUUUCAUUCCUAACGGGUCCAACAGUAGUGAAGAAAUUAGAUGCUGAUGUCAUAUCGCCAGUGAUUCAUAGAUUUUUACCAAAAGAAUGUUUUCCACCAUCGAGUACUGACGGCGAUAUAACAAGAGAAAAUACCGCUCAAACAUUAACCUAUCUUUUAAGUGAUGGCAGCAGCAAGUUAACAGAUUUAGAUGGAAGUACAGACAAUAGUGAAAAAUAUUAAAGUGUUUAUAGGAAAAACUAUUAGAAAUACCUUGCCAAAUUUAGGGUUAAAAGCUAAUUGUAAAUUAUGUGAAUAUAAUCAACAUGUUAAUAUAUUAUUGGUCAUUUAAACAUUAAUUAUUCUAUAUGUAAGUAAUAAUAAUUUGUAUUUAUCUAAACACAUGCUUGUAUACAAACAAAUUUCUUAUUAUUUUUUUCAUUUCAAAAAGUGCAAUUGUACAGGUACAAUCCAAGCAUAUAAAUCGUACAUAAUUUAAAGCUUUUAUUUUUUAUUACCAAUCUUAUUAGAUUACAUACACAUAAAUUAUACUUAUUAUUUUGUUUAAUAAUUUAAGGCCCAUUAUUACAAUUUGGCAAUAACUAGAGGUAGGAUUUUAUAAUACAGAUAAAUCGUUUCUAAUUAUUAUAAACUUUAGUCAAAGAAUAUCGCUAAAGUACAAGGAUAUCUGCCUGCUUAUCUUCCAUUAUACAUAAAUUAACGUGAAACAAAUUAUCGGCAAUACAAAAUCCUACCUUUAGUUACUACGAAGUUUUAGUAAUGGACCUAAGUAAUUUUUCAUGUUAAAUAUUAUUUAAGUUUUACAAUAUAUUUAAAAUUAGCUGAGAAAAGAAAUGGCGUUUACUUAAUAACAUUUAAGACUAUUUUUAAUUUGUUUCUUGAACUGUUUAAUUGGAGUUUGCUAUUUUAUCCAUAAAUUCUAACAAAAAAUAUAUAUUCCCCUUCUGAAAAUAUGUCUAAAGGCAGCUGCAAUAAUAUCACGCCUUUUUUAAACUUUAAAAAUUUAUAACUUUUUAAUAAAAAGCAUUUAAUAGGGUAAUACAGGGAGUUAUCUUAACAUAAUAAUAAUUGACCUCAUUUCUGUAAAUUUAUAAUAAAAAGAUUUUUAAGAAACUAAAAAUGUGUUAAACUAUUACUAUGAGUAUAAUAUAAUUAAUAUUAUACUCAAUAUUAAUUAAUAUAAUUAAUAUUAAGUAAAAUUUUAAUUUAAAAAUUUCCGCAAUUUUUUUAAUUAUAAAUUGUUUGAAUCAUUUUUGUUUUUGUGAAAUGAACAGAUUUUAAAUAUUUCCAAAUUAUUUGAUCUUGUACUUAUUAUUUUAGUUAUAAUAUUAAGUUAAUUUCUAACGUUAAUGUUUAUUUCCUUUAAAUGUAAGACAUAAAACUAAAUAAAAAAAUAAGAAAACUAAGAAAAAAGUUUUGAAAAAUGUAAAUUUUAAUGGUAAUACCAAUCUUCCAUAAGGAGUUAAUUACAAUUUAAGGAUUUUCCGGGAAUGUGUACAUUUGUAUGAAACUUUGAACCAAUUCUAAUUAUUUUUCAACAAAGCAACCAUAAAAAGGUGCACAUCCACUCGGAGAUUCCCUUCAAAGAAAG